AUGUUUAUUCGUCAGGUGCUGCGUUUUGCUUUAUCAAUUGGCGUUUGCCUUAAUCUAUCCGUAGCUAGUCCGCUUGACCUAGGCGACCUAGGUAUUCAGGUCGAACGCCGCGCAGACGCAGGAUUAGUUGGAUACCUUGGGGCUAUAUUCCUCGGGGCAGAUCCUUAUGUAUACUUCUACCUUAGUAACGGCAAUGAUCCGCUAUCCUUCAAAGCAUUGAACAGCGGUCAACCUAUUUUACGGCCAACAAAGGGAACUGGUGGUGUUCGAGACCCGUAUCUUGUACAAGGCGGCGGUGCCGAAGCUGGCCGAAAAUGGUACAUUAUUGGCACUGAUCUCAAUAUUGGGAAGACAAGUUGGGAUGCAUCCCAGCGAACAGGCUCAAGGGGCAUAUUUGUUUGGGAGAGCACUGACCUCGUGAACUUUGGCAACGAGCGGCUAGUAAAUGUGGAAGACUCGACUGCCGGUAUGGUGUGGGCUCCGGAAGCGAUAUGGGAUGCUUCAAAAGGCCAAUAUUUAGUCCACUGGGCUUCAAAAUUUUAUUCUGCCUCAGACAGCGGGCAUACCGGUUCUCCAUCCAAUAUCCGAAUCAGGUAUGCUUAUACAAGUGACUUUAAGACGUUCACACAACCUCAAACGUACAUUGAUUAUGCGCCGACCAACAUUAUCGACUUGGAUAUUGUACCGCUCGAUACUCAGGGGAAAAGUUACUUACGAUUCAUGAAAGAUGAAUCAGCUAAGACUGUAUUUUUGGAAUAUUCUACUACGGGGCUUUUUGGAAGCUGGACCAGAGCCGGGGGAAACAGUGGUAUAAUCACAUCUGGUGUCGAAGGCCCUGCCGCAUACCGUGAUAACAAAGACGAUGCCAAGGUCCACGUCCUCUUGGAUUUCUACGGUAGUGAUGGCUAUCGACCGUAUGAGAGCACGGAUCCAAAGGGAAAUAAAUGGACGGCAAGCAGUCGAUCUGGAUUUCCAAGCAAUCUGCGGCAUGGGAGUAUCCUCCCCAUUAACCAAACUUUAUACGAUGCACUGAGCAAGAAGUUCAGCUCGUAA
This is a messenger RNA of Daldinia childiae, 1053 nucleotides long. RefSeq lists its product as uncharacterized. NCBI's taxonomy places the organism in Eukaryota, Fungi, Ascomycota, Sordariomycetes, Xylariales, Hypoxylaceae. The record is from RefSeq and is a predicted model, not a curated record. The transcript has 4 exons. Bases 1 to 1053 code for a protein of 350 amino acids.